GUGGGUGGGUGAUGGUGGUGGUGGGUGGAUGUUUAAUGGACACGGAGAAAAGGGGAAUCGAGUGUUUAUGCCUUUCCCAGCGCCGCCGGGGCCCCAGGAAGACCAAGUUCAGUGUCUGCGGCGGGGCCGGGCCGGGGGCGCCUCGCGGGGUGGGGGCCUUGGCGCCUUUCUUUCUCUUUUUUUCUUUUCCGCGGAUGCAAAUUUCUGGAGCGGGGAGAGGGAGAGCCCGGGAAGGGGGGUGGCGUGGCGGUUGGUGGUGGGGAGGGGAGGGGAGGGAAGCCUUUUAAUGACUCAUUGAUUGAGCCGGUUUAAAAUUAGUUGUGUGCGCGAGUGUGUGUGUUUUCCGCCCCCCGGAGCCGCCGGGAGCCGGGAAGGAGGGAGCGGGGCUCGGCGAGGGGAGGACGGCGCGGCGGGGCAGCGAGCAGGGGGCAGGGAGGGCCUGGAGUGACGGCGGGCGAGGAAGAAAAAUAAGCUUUUCCAAUCUCCUCCCCUCAGUUUCCCCCCCUCGUUUCUUUGCUCUCUCGCAAGCUCUAGGGUGUGAAUCGCAUUUUCUUUCUUCUCGGCAAAAUGGACCCCCGAGUCGGGGGAGGAGGGAGGAGACGGGCUGGGGAGGUGGCGGCGGGGACAGGGCUUAUUUUUCAUUCCGGCUUCCUCUUUCGCGCCGCAUCUUCGGGCGGUCGCGGGGAGGAGAGCUCGGGGCCGUCUCCGGCUCCGGCCCCGCCGCGCACCUGCCGGGGACACUGCCUCUUCCCGGCCGCCUCGCUGCCUUCCCGACGCACCGCCGACGAUCCGCGGCCGCGCCGGCCGAGCCCCAGCGCUCCGCGGUUUCCCGCGGUCCAGCCAGGCGCCUCCCGAAGCCCGCGCUGUCCGCCGGGCCGGCCGAAAGAGACCCAUGCGGCAGCGGCGCUUUUUGGGCCGAGAAUGCGCGGGCCUGACGCCGUCCUCGCCCCCCACCCCGCAGUCGCCCCGAAUGUGGAAUGGGGGGGUGGCGGUUGGAAGGCACUAAGAUGGCGCUGGGCCUGGCCCGUCGCCAGGGCUGGUGGCGCAGUUGCUCGGCGGUCGCCAUCUUCCCUCGCGGGGCGGGCGGUGUCCACAGCGGACGCCUGGAGAGCCCCGGCGCCGCGAGGCCUCGGGCGAGGGGGAGCUGCGCCCCGGGUGCCCAACUCUGGAGAUGGGGCUGGGGCCGCCAAACCUGGACCUUCCCCUGUCCCCAAAACCCUAAAAACGAGGCCGCCGGCUCGGAGCUGGAAGGGCCCCGGGGAGGGCGUCUGGCUCCUUUCCACGUUUUUCUGGGGGAAGAAGUGGGCCGAGGGUUCUGUCGCGGCUUAUGGGUUCUGUCCCUGACCCCGCGUCCCCCCGGGAAAAAUUGGCGGAGAAGAGCUCCUGACAUAGCGUCUCCUGCGACCUGCGAGUGAAGGGCUUUGUCUUCUCUGGUCGGCUAGGGUAGGGCGGUGAGGCUUUUCCUUCAUCCUCUCCCAGUUAUUGAGAGUCAAAAAGGUUACAAAAUUGUAAAAAAAAGUCGAAGAUAGUGUCUGCCUUCCGGUAACACGUUCCCAUGUAGGUACUCUAAUUUUUUUAGUUGUUUGUAUUGUGAAAAACCCUAGAGAAGCAUUUAUCUAGUCUUCAGGUUGUAGGAAGGUGGUGGGUUCCAGUGAUUUGAAACUUCUUGUUGGCUUUCAUGAUCAAAUGACAGUAAGUUAAAAGAUUUUUAGAACUCUGAUCUGAAAAGUUAAACACGCUGUGAAAGGCGACUUUUCCCUUUCUAAAAAGCAAAACUGCGUUGAAAAGCAUCCAUAUAAUCAUUUGCACGUAUCUGCCUGGUAGUAGCUCUCUGUAGAGAUGGGGGUAGAUGUAGAUGGGGGUAGUAGCUCUCUGUAGAGAUGGUAGAGAUGGGGAAGGGUUAAUUUUAAGUAGUUACUAGAAAGAGAAGGGGAGCUCUGAUCUCUCUAGGCAUCCUCCACAGAGAUGGAAAGUAGUUAAUUUUUUAGUGGAUAAGCCUAAUAUUAAUAUAGUGGAGCCAGUAGGUAUGUCUUUGUGUUUAUUAAACAUGUAUAUAGUGGAUAUUUUAGACCCUUUAAGACUUUUUUUUUUUUUUUUUUGGCUGGGGCUGAGUUUGAACCCACCACCUCCGGCAUAUGGGAGGCAUAUGGGACCGGCACCCUACUCCUUGAGCCACAGGAGGUGCCCCCCUUUAAGACUUUACUAUCUGUUGAACACCAGCUGUAUGCUGGGAACUGUGUGCUUGGUGCUUAAAUUAUUUCUCACAUCAGCCCUCCAGUAUUGAUUAUAUUAUCAUUUUUUUAACCAGGGAAGGAACUAAUGUUUGUGAAGAUGUAAUAAUUGUUCAAGGUCUUAACAGUUUUUUUUUUUUAGAGACAGAGUCUCUCUUUGUCACCCUUGGUAAAGUGCUGUGGCAUCACAACUCACAGCAACCUCCAGCUCUUCUGCUUAGGUGAUUCUCUUGCCUCAGCCUCCUGAGUAGCCGGGACUACAGGCACCCACCACAAUGCAGGGCUAUUUUUUUGUUGCAGUUUGGCCGGUGCGGGUUUGAACCCGCCACCCUUGGUAUAUGGGGCCGUUGCCCUACUCACUGAGCCACAGGCACUGGCCCGGUCUUAGUUUUAAGUGGUACAAAUUGGCAUUGGAUUCCAAAAGCAGUUCUGGGCUCUCUACCUGUAGUUCCAAAUCUUAGCACCAGAAUCAGCUGGGGAGCUGUUUUUAAAUAUAGAUUUGUAACAGUCACCUCUUCCUCCAUUAUUUGCUUGGGAUCGUUUAGUAAUGUGUUAGGCAAUCUGAUUUUUUUUUUUUUUUUGAGACCGAAUCUCACUCUGUUGCCCAGGCUACAGUGCCAUGGCAUCAGCCUAGCUCACAGCAACCUCAAACUCCUGGGUCUAAGCGAUUUUCCGGCCUCAGCUUCCCCUAAGUAGCUGGAACUACAAUGAGUGUGGCACCACUCCCACUUCUGUUUUUCAUAGAGAUGGUGUCUCACUCUUGCUCAGGCUGGUCUGGAAGUCCUGAGCGUCAGCAAUCUACUCACCUUGGCCUCCCAGAGCAUUGAGAUUUCUAAGUAUGAGCCUCCACACCUAGCUGCUGCUGGGUUUUUAAAAAAUUUGAAGUCCAUACCACUUGAAUUUGAAUUUCAGCAGUUCUGUUGCUUAUCUCUCUCUCACUUUUUUUUUUUUUUUAAUUUCUAGAGACAGGAUCUUGCCCUGUAAUCCAGGCUAGAGUGCAAAGGCAUGAUCAUAGCUCAAUGCAACCUUAAACUCCUGGCAAUCCUGCCUCAGCCUUCCUAGUAGCUGGGACUACAGGUACCCACCACGACACCUGGCUUAUCUGUCUAUUUUUCUUGGAGAUGAGGUCUCCACGAAAUUUCUUUUUUUUUUUUUUGUAGAGACAGAGUUUCACUGUACCGCCCUCCGGUAGAGUGCCGUGGCGUCACACAGCUCACAGCAACCUCUAACUCUUGGGCUUACGCAAUUCUCUUGCCUCAGCCUCCUGAGCAGCUGGGACUAUAGGCGCGUGCCACAACGCCCGGCUAUUUUUCUGUUGCAGUUUGGCCGGGGCUGGGUCCGAACCCGCCACCCUCUGCAUAUGGGGCCGGCGCCCUACUCAUGAGCAACAGGCGCCGCCCUCCACGAAACUUUUUAAGGAGCAGCUGUCCAAGCUGGUCUUGAACUCCUUACCUCAAGGGAUCCUCCUGCCAAGGCCUCUCAGAGUGCUAGGAUUAUAGGCAUGAGCCACUGUGCUGGGCCCAGCGCAUUAUCAUGUUUGAUAGUUACUAGGCAGAGUGGUUAAAAAGUUAGGUUUUUGGCAGUGUGGAUGGCUCAUGCCUGUAAUCCCAGCGUUUUGGGAGGCCAAGGGCAAGGAGGAUCGCUUGAGUCCGAGAUUUUGAGGCUGCAAUGAGCUAUUGUGCCGCUGCAUUUUAGCCUGGGUGACAGGGAGACCCUGUCUUCAAAAGAAAAAUAGUAAGAGUUUUGUUUGAGACAGAGUCUCUGUUGCCCUGGAUAGAUCGCUGCCCUAGGGGGAGUGCCCUGACAUCAUAGCUCACAGCCACCUCCAACUCCUGGGUUGGAGGGAUCCUCUUGCUUUAUCGUCCCAAGUAGCUGGGACUACAGGCACCUGCCACAACACCUGGCCAGUUUUUUCUAUUUUGAGUAGAGAUGGGGUCUCCCUUUUGCUCAGGCUUAAGCUGUCCACCUUUCUUGGCUUUCCAGAGUGCUAGAAUUAUAGGCAUGAGCCACUGUGUCCAGCCAAAAAAAAACACAGGAUUUUGUUUGUAUAUGUCAGAAUGAUACCAUCUUUGCAUAUGUCCACACUUCUCUUUCCUUACACAUUUGGCAAAUUUUUUAAGGAGCAGCUGUCCAACACCUGUGUGCAGUCUAGCUACCUAGGUAGAUAAAGUACAUUCUAGUUUUUGAAUGUCUCUUGUGGUUUUUCUCCCCUUCUCGUGGUAAGUGCUAAAGUAAUUACAAUUUGAGUAAAAUCCAAUAAAGCUUGAAAUGAGGAGAAAUCUAAAUACACAUAAACCUGCUUAAAGGAAAAGAAUAUCUUCUUUAUUUAAAAGUAACUGGCCUCUUUGCCUACUUGCCCUGGCAGUGGAGGCCUAUUCCCUGUGUUUGUUCUGUAAGCCUACCUUUGUCUUCCUCAAUAAACUUUGUUCCAUGCUUGCCUUUAAAUAAAUAAAUAAAGUCACCUUUAGUGGAAUUCAAGACAGAGAAUGGAAUUUACAGUAUAGUGGGGAACAUAGGAAAUAAGUAAACACAAAUAACCAAGUGAAUGACAGAUUAAGAAAAUUUAUGAGUAGGGUGGCGCCUGUGGCUCAGUCGGUAAGGCGCCGGCCCCAUAUACCGAGGGUGGCGGGUUCAAACCCGGCCCCGGCUGAACUGCAACAAAAAAAUAGCCGGGCGUUGUGGCGGGUGCCUGUAGUCCCAGCUACUCGGGAGGCUGAGGCAAGAGAAUCGCUUAA
Molecule: messenger RNA, 4966 nt
Organism: Nycticebus coucang (slow loris)
Lineage: Eukaryota; Metazoa; Chordata; Mammalia; Primates; Lorisidae
Product: translation initiation factor IF-2-like
Exons: 1
Coding region: 568-1344 (258 amino acids)
Source: RefSeq, a predicted model, not a curated record